AAAAUCCGAAACCAAAAAGUGCGCUUCCCGGUACCGAAUCGUCUCUGUCGUAUCCUCUCUCUCCCUUUCUUCCUUCUUCAGAAUCGAAACAAAAAUCGCAUCUUCACUUCGGAACCGUUCGAGUCUUUCUUGCUUCGUCGGUUUGGGCGCCGGAUCACGGAGGCUGAGUGAGGGGAGGAAGGAUGCAGCAACUUGGGCCCGAGAGACCGGCCAUGACCUUCGAUGAGGUCUCUUUGGAGCGGAGCAAGAGCUUCGUCCAAGCGUUGCAGGAACUCAAAAAUUUGAGGCCUCAGCUUUAUUCUGCUGCGGACUACUGCGAAAAAGCUUAUCUUCACAGUGAACAGAAACAAAUGGUAUUGGAUCAUCUGAAAGAGUAUGCUGUCCGUGCCCUUGUAAAUGCUGUUGAUCAUCUUGGUACAGUUACUUACAAAUUGACAGAGAUUUCUGAGCAGCAAUCAUCUGACAUCUCAACUGUAGAGCUGAAGAUUUCAUGCCUAUCUCAGCAAAUACUUACCUGCCAAACUUUCGCCGAUAAAGAAGGUCUUAGGCAGCAGCAACUGUCAUCAAGAACGACACCGAGGCAUAAAAAACAUUACAUACUUCCGAGUCCCAUCCACAAACGUCUAGAGAACAUUUCAAACUUACCAAAGGAUAACAGGUCAAGUCAUGUUCAAUCAAUGCCUCUUCCUCAAUCUUAUGGAGUUCUUACACCCAAAACUUUAUCUUGGCACCUUGCCUCGGAUAACAGCCCUGCACCGAGCAAAGAAUCAUGGACAUCACUUUUGGUUGAAGAUUCUAGAGAUCGAAAUGUGACUAUGAAUUCUCUCCCUCCUUCAGAGCAUGGGGUGCCAAUGUCCUUAUCAAGUCAUCUUCAGGCUGCCAAGGGAAAUGGUACUAGUGUGAAGUGGAAGCAGGACGAAAUGGAGGCUAAAAAAUCUCUAUCAGAAUUCAAGUCAUUCGACAAGUCUGUACGGGGCGAGAUCAGCCAGCCUCCUCCUCGCAGCAAGAACAUAAUUUCAGCAUUGUUUCCUAGAAACAAGAACUUCAAGCCCAAAAGAGUUCCAGUCUCCUAAUGUGGCAGUUACUGAUACGUAGUUCCCCCAUUUCCAUGGUUGGCGCAGACAGUUGUGUCCUGGAGCGAGUGAGCAUCUAGUUUGUUGGUUUACUGACGAGUGUAUCUGUCUGUCAGUGGGAAUCUCUGCAAUUGCUUCCUCAUUUGUCAGUCUGCAUUGUUUGAGAGAGUCAGUCCUGCUCAACAUGGUUUGUUCAGAAAAAUUCUCACCUGUUUGUAUGAGAACGAAACAGAUGAUAUGUUGUUUGGUAUGAGGAUUUUUUGGGGGUUCUGUGUGGUUCACCAUUAUUUGUGACA
This is a messenger RNA of Zingiber officinale, 1369 nucleotides long. RefSeq names its product probable protein ABIL1. The coding region runs from base 183 to 1073 and encodes 296 amino acids. Lineage: Eukaryota; Viridiplantae; Streptophyta; Magnoliopsida; Zingiberales; Zingiberaceae. The record is from RefSeq and is a predicted model, not a curated record. The transcript has 9 exons.